GAAUUAAUUUGCGGAAUGGUGGGGCGCAAGAAUUUCGUUGUCAUUUACAAUUUUCGUUCUACGAAUCAAAUUUGUAGGUCUUUUUUGAUGUUAAUUACGUUCAAAAUGGCUCCACACACAGUUUCUGCAAAUUCAGAGCAAAUAGAAACACUCCUCAAUUUCUUGUUCGAGCAUAAGGACCUAGCUCGCGGGAGAUUGAGGAGUGCCGAAGGCAAACUCCAGGCAAAGAGGCUAUGGGAAGAAUUGUGCAAUACACUCAAUUCCGUGGGUGGUUGCACAAAAACUGUUAAGCAGUGGCAAAAAGUAUGGUUUGAUAGAAAACAUUUAACCAAAAAAGCUGCUGCUGAAUCCUUGAAGUCGGCUUCUACGACUGGAGGUUGUCCAUCAACGGCACCCCAUCUCAGUGAAUGGGAACUGAAGGUACUGGCAAUAUUGGGAGAUGAGUUUGGUGAACACCAGGCUGAAGCCAGAGUGCCAGCCUUUAGGAAGACCGAUGAACCAAUGCCGUCCAUUUCCAGUCAAGCAAGUGACCCACUGUAUUUAAAAACGGAGUAUGAUGAGCCCAACCAGAUGUCAGAACCUCCGAGUCAACCCGUGUCACAGGACUUUCUGACUUCCAGACGUUUCUCACAAUCUACACGUUCCUCCAGAAGGAGACGAUCUGCUGUUGGUACUGAUGGUAGAAGUAGGUUGCUCCAACUUGAAGAGCAGCGUGCACGUAGAGAAACCGUCAGGAACACCGAGCUCGCUGGUAUCAGGGGUGCCCUGUUACAGCUGUGCGAGAUUUUUAGGGAAUUUUUAGACAAACAUUAAGUGUUGUUGAAAUAAGAUCGUCUUUGUUGUUUAAUUCAAUUUAUAAUAUUAGUUUCCCUGUAGUAGUAGC
Molecule: messenger RNA, 883 nt
Organism: Hyposmocoma kahamanoa
Lineage: Eukaryota; Metazoa; Arthropoda; Insecta; Lepidoptera; Cosmopterigidae
Exons: 6
Coding region: 16-813 (265 amino acids)
Cellular component (GO): nucleus
Source: RefSeq, a predicted model, not a curated record